Molecule: messenger RNA, 1470 nt
Organism: Trypanosoma rangeli
Lineage: Eukaryota; Euglenozoa; Kinetoplastea; Trypanosomatida; Trypanosomatidae
Exons: 1
Coding region: 1-1470 (489 amino acids)
Source: RefSeq, a predicted model, not a curated record
AUGAAUUCCUUAUUGAACUCCCUUUGCGGCUCGGAGAAUUCUGACGCGGGGGCGGACUAUGAGCUGAUGUCGGAGCCGAUCUACAAUGCUGACCACCUCCCGCUCCGACUCAACACGAAGGAGCGUAAGAUUCAGCGGUUGAUGCGCGGCGUCAUCAUGGCCUCUCACUAUACGGAUAAGGUUGAUAAUGAGGCUGUACUAAAAAGCAAUAAGCGAGACGCCAUUAUAGUCAGAGAGAUCACGAAUGCACUUAGUGGUCUUAUUGUUGGUUUGGACGUUGAAAAGGGGUCAAAGCUUCUUCGGGAAAGGGACUUCUCUCCCUUUGCAAGGGAAAUCCAAUUAGCGAUUGAGGCGUCUAGGCGAUAUAAAAUGAUGAAUCCUGACUUUCUUCGAACGGACUACGUAAAAUUUCUUUAUAUGGUUCAAGAUGCCGUUCAGAAUGAAAAUGUACGGGAGAUGUUGGGCUUCGUGGUGGCCGAAAAACUGAUGACAGUGGGCUUCUACUGCCGCACCUUGGGGUUUGAGUCAAUACUUCGGGACAAGCGCAUGCCCCUGUGUAUUACGCCUGUGCCGCUCAUGAAAAAUAGAAGCAAGUUAAACCGGGCCCUGCGCCACAAGGAUGUCACAGUGAACAGUCUCCUAAAGGACUAUAGCAAAUUAUCCGGUCGGACGCCUGACGAGGUGGAGAUAGCUGUUCGUAGUCUUAACGACGCUAACCACUUUGCCAACGAUAAUGUGGAGAGUACAAAUCAGCUGCUGCAGUUACUUAAGGAGUUUUUUUCACCAGAUGCACCAACGGAGUUUACGAAUUUGGGUAUUGAAGAAGGCGAUAAUGGAAGUCGAUUGUCUCACAGUCACAGACGGCAGUACUUUUUUGUUUUGCAAAGCCUUUCACUUUGGAGAAACAUUUGCCGUCAUAUGUUUUCUUUUUGGACCAUUGCGGAGGAAGACAUGUUAAAUCCAAAUGAGCCGUACGAAUUUCGUUUUACAGGCCAAGGUUACCAACGUGUACAAACAGCCCCAAAACUCUACAAUGCCAUCAGUAAGGUUGUACAACAAACAAAAGAAGAGCUUGGAGAAUGGGUGGGCUCGGAUUAUAUACAUCUGGGGGAUGAUCAGGUGCCAAAUGCUUUUCACUUUAUUGACAAGUAUGCUCAGGUGUCACGGAUUAUAAUCCCUAUUCUUCGGACAGUGUCUCAUAUUGAUACCCUGGCAGAGAAUUUUGAGCACAAUGCCUACAUGAAGGAGGUCUGGAAUGGUGCAGUAAAUGCAAAAAAAGCCAUAUUACGGGAUUUUUUCCGGCAUGGCUUUGAUGGCAGCGGAGGAGAUAAUAUGGAUGACGCCGGUAGCUGUGUUGACGGCCGACUAACUAGUGCAUGGAACUGGUGCAACAAUAUUCGCUGGAAGCCGUUCUAUCCGCUUUUUCUUCUGGCUGGAUUUAGUUCAUUUGAUGGCGAGCUUGGUCUGUAG